Molecule: messenger RNA, 927 nt
Organism: Anopheles marshallii
Lineage: Eukaryota; Metazoa; Arthropoda; Insecta; Diptera; Culicidae
Product: 3'(2'),5'-bisphosphate nucleotidase 1
Exons: 2
Coding region: 1-927 (308 amino acids)
Biological process (GO): phosphatidylinositol phosphate biosynthetic process
Molecular function (GO): 3'(2'),5'-bisphosphate nucleotidase activity
Source: RefSeq, a predicted model, not a curated record
AUGACCAACACUGCCCCAUUGGUAAUGCGUUUAGUCGGGAGCUCGAUUAAGAUAGCACAUCGGGCCGGUAAUAUUAUCCGUGAUGUGAUGUGCCGUGGUGAUCUGGGCAUUGUCGAGAAAGGAAAAGAUGAUCUUCAAACCGAAGCUGACCGAUCGGCACAACGCUGUAUUGUAGCGUCGCUUUCCAAGCUGUUCCCAAACGUUACCAUCAUAGGUGAAGAAGGAGCCAGUGAUCUAAAUGUGCCCGAUGAUUGGAUAAUAACAGAAAGCAAUACUGAAUUUUUGGAAAAACACAAAUGUCCAGACACUUUGGCUGACCUGAAGGAGUCGGAUGUGGUGAUUUGGGUAGACCCGCUGGAUGGCACAAGCGAGUAUACCCAAGGAUUUCUUGAACGUGUUACCGUACUGAUUGGCAUCGCGAUCAACGACAGAGCGGUCGGUGGUGUGAUACACCAACCUUAUUAUAAAGCCGAAACAGGUGAUGUCGGUCGCACAAUUUGGGGUUUGAAAGGAUGCGGCUCCGGCGGUAUCCUACCGGUUAAACCUCCAUCGGAUCGCUUUUUGGUGACUACUACUCGUUCGCAUUCCAAUGGUAUCGUCCAAUCCGCGUUGGAUGCACUAGCACCUGAUGAAAUUUUACGCGUCGGCGGUGCCGGUUACAAGGUGCUGCAACUGCUCGAAGGCAAGGCUCAUGCGUACGUAUUCGCAAGUGCGGGCUGUAAGAAAUGGGACACCUGUGCACCAGAAGCUGUGCUGGAAGCGAACGGUGGAACGCUUACUGAUAUGCUGGGACGACAUUACCGAUAUGGUAAGGAUGUAAUUUUCCCAAACAGCAGUGGGGUUUUGGGAACUGUUGGCGGAGUGUCACAUGACGACAUUCUUUCUAAAAUUCCGGAUAGUGUAAAACAGGCUAUGAACCAGGUUUAA